UCCGGUUGGACAGAUUCCUUCGAGGCGUGGGCUGCAUCAUCUAUUGCGUGUUCAGUACCGCGGGUAUAAGACGGACCGUCGAUUUCCCUCGACAGUUCAGUCCUCUGAAAAGAAAUAUCACGAAAGGAUGGCCCUAGAACGUCAAGUCCGCGCCAAGAUCGCAGCCAAACGUGAUCCCGAGCAAGAACGCGAGGCUCAGGAAUGGAUCGAAUCCGUUCUUGGGAAAAAGUUCCCACCUGGCGAACUCUUUGAGGACGUUCUCAAGGAUGGUCAGGUUCUUUGUCACCUAAUGAACAAAAUUUCACCGGGAUCAAUUCCAAAGAUCAACACUGCCGGUGGACAGUUCAAGAUGAUGGAGAAUAUCAACGUAUUCCAGAAAGCACUCAAGGAUUACGGCGUAGCGGACGUUGAUGUCUUCCAAACGGUCGAUCUCUGGGAGAAGAAGGACAUAGCCCAAGUUAUUACGACUCUUUUCGCCCUUGGUCGUACGACAUACAAACACCCAGAAUGGAAGGGGCCUUAUCUAGGUCCGAAACCAGCAGAUGAGUGCAAGCGUGAAUUCACGGAGGAACAAUUGCGUGCCGGUGAAUCUGUAAUCGGUCUACAAGCCGGCUCCAACAAAGGUGCCACCCAAUCUGGACAAAGUAUUGGUGCCACUCGCAAAAUCCUCUUGGGAAAGUAAAUUCGAUAAACGAGCUAAUUUGUAUUUUAUAUGUAUGUAAAUAUGUAAUUACGGCAUCUUUUUUAACCGAUUAAUUUAUCGUUAUUAUUUA
Molecule: messenger RNA, 773 nt
Organism: Vespula pensylvanica (western yellowjacket)
Lineage: Eukaryota; Metazoa; Arthropoda; Insecta; Hymenoptera; Vespidae
Gene: Mp20
Product: muscle-specific protein 20
Exons: 4
Coding region: 128-682 (184 amino acids)
Molecular function (GO): protein binding
Source: RefSeq, a predicted model, not a curated record